Molecule: messenger RNA, 3579 nt
Organism: Leptomonas pyrrhocoris
Lineage: Eukaryota; Euglenozoa; Kinetoplastea; Trypanosomatida; Trypanosomatidae
Exons: 1
Coding region: 2020-3579 (519 amino acids)
Source: RefSeq, a predicted model, not a curated record
AGUAGGUUAAACUAAACCGUAACUUUAAUAAAGAACCAUUUGAUUCCAAUCUCGUUCGCUAUUCAUACUUCACUUACUUUAUUUCUUCCUUUGCACGCCGUGCUUCCCCUUUGCAGUGCAGCACAUCAUCAUCAUCUUUUUGUUUGUUUGAUUGUCUUUUACGCAUAACACCGUGCCCGCAGUCGCUACCCCCUUUUUUUUCAUUUACCGUCACUUUGCUGAGGCGAAGAAGUCAAAAGCCUCUCUCACUCGUGGUGCACUUAUACUACAUCACAGACCAGGAAAAGCAGACGUUAUUGCUGCCAGCUGUGCCAUUAGAGCUUCUUUAUCCACCCGCACGUUUCAUAUUCCUCUUCUGUUGUUACGCUUAAGUGUGCUAACCGCAGCAUUUAUAUUUCUUUUUUUUUUGUUCCUAUAUCUUUCCUUUUUCCUUUCCCCGUUAGUGCGUGUGCAUCACCACUGAGCUUAACUGGAAUCCGACAGAAUAUAUAUUUUUACUCAGGGGGUGUUGAGACACACAAACAAGGUGAGCAACGCAGUGGAGCAGACGUAGAGACCAUUUCAGCAGAGAUCGGAGGAAAAGGUUGAUCUGAGGAGGACGUGUCGGAAGUACGAAGUGCGCGAAAGGCACCGUUACAACUGAUAAGCUGUACUCCUCGUGGCUGCGGUCGACACCAAGUGUUGUUUUAAAGAAUCACCGCAGCAGGCCAAAUUAACUGCUUCUUUUUAUUUUUGAAGUCUGCACUCUGUGUUGAGCUGUUCUUGUUUUCACUUUGCCACCUUUGCAUUCUUUUUUUCCCCUUUUUUUAUUAUCUUUUGUUCACUAAAAAGAAACCUUCCUUACCACUUUUGUUUUCAUCAUUUUCACUUCUCCUAUCACUUUGUUUACCCACACACGCGCACACAAUAAGUUACCUGGCAUUCUAUCUCUUUCGUGAUUCAUUCUUCUCUCUUGCCACUGUCGUUCUUUCCAUCUUUCCAUCUUUCUCUUUCUCGUCUCACCCUUCCACGCAUAUCAUUCGUGUUUUCGUCGAAGACGGAUCAAACCGUCCCCCCUUUUUCCUUAAAAAAAGAAUACUAUUGAUCGCCUUACCCUCUGACGGAGGAAAAAAUCGCAAAGACCGGCCAUCGAUUUCGAUCUCUCCCGUGCUGCGUUUUGUCGUCUCUUCCGGCCCGUCUACCGUGAGGGAGUAAAGCAGACAGCCCAUAUUUUCCCUGUCGCCCCUGUUUUCCCUCUUUUUCGUUGUUUUAGCGGCUUUUCUCCCUCCGUUCUAAUUGUUUCCGUCCACCGUGUGUUUAUUGUGCCCUUGGCCUUUUCUUUUUUUUCUCUCUUCCCCGACCCACUCUAAGACUCUCUUAAGCUGAAUAAUACUUUUGCUUGUUUCUUCUUGGUUCUGUUCUUAGGGAUCUUAAUCAAAAGAACACGUCUUAGUUGCGUAAGCAAGGUGUUCGCCGUCUUGUUCGUGUUUGCACGCAAACAAAACCGCUGCUCCCUCACAGCAACGUCGGUGGCAGUCAAGGUGGCGUACCCACAAACUAAUCUUUUGUCUCGUCGCAGGUUUUAUUAUUAUUAUUAUUGUUCUACUUACUUGCCUCUGGCAGCUCAGACAGGGAAGCGCGGAUACAUACGUGUCUUCACUCGUGCACCUACACGUAAACCGACUCUGCCCAGGUGCUUGUCGACGUACGAGCUCUUGCGCGUAAGUGCUUCGGAGACACUGAGCGGCGCACCGCUUCUGCUACUCGCACGCCUUCCCGAAAACACAUUCACACGUCAACGUCACCGGGCUACCUAACGGCACCUUUUUUAUACUACUUGUCGUCUUUGAGGAAGCAAGUCGUGGAAGUGAGAGCGGAAGACAACGCAUUCCAGGGCAGACGCACCGCUUUUUUGUGUGCGUGUUGCAGUCUCUGGCGCACAAAGAACAUUGCCAAAGGAGAGAAGUUAAUCAAAGUAGAAGAAACACGUUCGGUGCGUCAGGGUAGUCCUUUCUUUUCUUUGGACUUCUCGCGUUUCUAAUGAGUCAGCCAAACAACGGAAACGAAGGCGGUUCACAACAUUCCACUUUUGCUGGCUUUCCCUCCAUCAUGGGCGACGUUCCUCCAAAUGCCAGCGCGGCUGGAUUGAAGGGCAACGCCCUCAACUCGAGCUACAUGAACUACAGCGGCAACACAAACAGAAUCACGGACAUGCAGAGUAUCUCGUACAGUCGCGACCUCACCCAGGCCAGUUCCAUGCGGAACAGCACCAGUGCCUUGCGGAUUACCUCUCCAGGCUGCUUUGACGGUGGGAUGUUCACACACGUUCCAGCGCCCCCCACCGCGAUGUUGCGCCGCACGAUCGACUCCAUCGACCAACUCGCCGCCUCGGGGGUUCAACGCUUCGACAACAGCCUCAGCUUCUCGGCGAGUGCGUCGUACGUGCCCGUAGGGACGCAGCAGUGGGGAUGCGUGCCGCCUCCGUCGUCUGGACCGGAAGGCACGCAGAGCGCCGCCCCUUGCGUCUACACCAAAAUCCCUCCGAACGGGGUGUUAGUGCGCAUGAUGGACCCGGCAGGGAAUGCUGUAUGGCACAUCCAAUCAGAUGGCAACACCAUUCCCCCGCCACCACCGCCACCGCUGCCUCACCAGCCGCAACAGCGGCCGCAAUUGCAGUCACAGCAGCAACCGGCCGUCGCCAUCGCUUCUCCGACGCAGACGUCGGUGCGUGAAAGCCCCGGCUCCUCCUUCGUCCCGGCGCCGGCGACAGCCGCCACGACGGUGGCCCCACCGCCUUUUAAGGUGUCGCCACUCGCGUGGAACCUGCAGGCGCCACUCGGCGUCGCGGGGGGUGCGGGGGACGCCUCGCCCGACACCCAACCCAGCCGGAGCACGACCUCUCCUCGCACCGAAGGCGAUGCGGACGACUACGAAUACGAGCCCUACAAUUCCAACACUCUCGCCAACCGCCGCGUCGGCUCCCUUGACCGGGUGCGCUGUAAGGUGCACGGAAAGGAGCGCUCGGCGCAGAACAUGGUCAUGGUGCGCAGCAAAGCCACCAACGAGAUACACUGGCGCUGCAAGCGGUCGAGUCAGUGCAAAGUGCGUACGAUCGAUUGCGAUGACGCCGCGCUCAACAGCAACGAGAACGCGCUGCGCAACAACGGCGCGGAGUCUCUGAUGUCGCCCACGCCUGACCAGGUGCCCGCCGUCUCGCUGAACCAGUUCUUCCCCAACGCAAGUGUGCCAUGGAGUCGCCGACCCCCGGCGCCGCCGCAGUACUCACUUGUGUCGCCCAACAACGGUGCGCUUCCAAUGAAUGCCAGCUUCCAGUCCAUGUCCCAGUCAGUGCACGCGUACACGCCAGACUACGUGCCAUCAGCAGCUCAAGUGGUGACGCUGCCCUCCGCUUUUUCGCAGAACCAUCCGCCGUACGCGGCAAACACUAUUUACUAUCCAGUGUAUGCCCAGGAGAACGCCCAGCAACCACCGCCGCCGCCGCCGCCUCAGCCACCGCAGCAGCAAAGUGGGUUUGUGACGGUUAACGGAGUACCGUAUCGCCUCGUUCAUGUAGAGGCUCCUUCGACACACAUGCGCUAG